Molecule: messenger RNA, 1389 nt
Organism: Dibothriocephalus latus
Lineage: Eukaryota; Metazoa; Platyhelminthes; Cestoda; Diphyllobothriidea; Diphyllobothriidae
Source: the annotation of a GenBank genome assembly
AUGGAACGGCUCAGGCAAUUCAGGUGGGCCCAAAGUAGACGCCACCAGUCUCAAGAACGUGAGACUGGCGGCAGUGCUGGCCCACAGGAUAUCUUCCAAAAAGUACUACUCAAGAGCGAAGCCAUUGCCGUUCAGCGAGUGACAAGUUUUGAGGAUUUCAAGCGGACGCUUCUGGGAGGCCAUCCCCCUCCACUGGAGAGGGUCAACGGCACGGGAACUCGGGUGGACAAGGAAGACGACGGCAGCUCAAGAAACCGCAGCCACGGACACAUACAGGAGGGCCUGCCUAGGCGUCCCAUCAUUCAUCUGCCUCAGGGUGGAGCCAUUUUGAAAUCCAGAUUGGUCAGCGCUCAUCCACCGCUGGCAGCUACUAGCAGUAGAGUCCGUCCUAGAGCAAUGCUAGGUGUAACCGGUCGAAAGCGCCGACGCAGUAUUGAACCUGAGGAUCAGACAGUGAUGGGAACUGCGGAUGAAGAAGGCGGGUGGGAAGAAAACUGGCAGGAACUGUCGCCGGAUGAUCCUGAUCAUGACAAGGACUAUAAAAACUACGGGGAGACGCAGACCACAGAAGCGCCAUCUCCAUGGAGGAGUGGAACAAUGCUUAACAACGUAGCCGCGUUUAGUACGCACACACCCAAGAGUAAUCAGAUGUGUUUUGUUAACGCAGAUUCCGAUUCUGAACUACGCAAUGCCUACUUUGAGUACCGGGAAUUUGUAAAAUAUGCCUGCUCGCCACAGAACCGAACUCUCUGCACGCAGUCGCUCCUGGGCAUGGAACAAGAGAAGGCUACGCUCUUCCUGCCCCCGGGGGUUUACGUAAAACGCUGCAAUAAUCCCACCCAUUCCACGCGUUUGACCUACACUAGUCAGCGAGCCCUCUACUACCCCGGCGCCAACACCUAUCCCUACUCGUCUGAUCCAAACCGACGACCCACGCCUUCCUGCGUCGCCCCAGACGGUGGUUAUGGAGAAACGGAAAGUUACGGCUACGAGAACGUCGGUUCUUGCAGUUGUCCGACUCCGGGAGAGGAGUGUUUGCCCACGAAGGUCGCCCUCAAAAUGCAUUCAGUAGCUCUGGUGAACACCACUACUGGCAAAGUGUCAACAGAAUUGAUAGCACUUACAGAACAUCUUGAAUGCGGAUGCCGUUCCAGUGCCAGGCUUUGCGUGCCGCCGCUCCAAUUAGUAGAAUUUACUGCAGAUGACUGUUCCUGCGCUUGUCCUGAAGGCGAUGCACGUUGUGAAGCCCUACUCGACGGCAAGACUGCCUUCACGGAGGCUGAACUUCCAAUUCCACUCAACGGAUCUUUCAUCUUGCCUCCCUGCCACUAUGGUCCCAUGGACGACAUCCAUCUUUACUAUCGGCGAUGUCCCGGACCGAUGAGGUAG